This is a messenger RNA of Grammomys surdaster, 322 nucleotides long. Its product is annotated as disks large homolog 5-like. Lineage: Eukaryota; Metazoa; Chordata; Mammalia; Rodentia; Muridae. The record is from RefSeq and is a predicted model, not a curated record. The transcript is spliced from 2 exons. The annotation marks the transcript as partial.
GACCAACUUUGAGAACAUGAUGCUUGAGAUGCAACACGACCAGGUAAUGACCGAUCUCAAGAAAAUUCCUCAGGAGAUUAGUGAGGCCUUGUACAAGUGCAAGGAGCUGUCUAAAGAAAAUCAACUUUAUUGCAUCAGGAACUGUCAGCUCCUUGCAGAGUCUCUUCAUAUAAAGAAUCAAGCAAAAAUUCUGUGGAACGAGAACAGGCAGCUGCUAAGGGAGCAGAUUGCACUGGAAGAGUGUACUAAGAAAACAAAGAGGCUAUGUGUGGAGGCCAGCUUGAAGACAUACGACAAGUAUACCCAACAGCAGCAGCAGCAG